This is a messenger RNA of Archocentrus centrarchus (flier cichlid), 807 nucleotides long. It is a transcript of the gene xgb, whose product is annotated as x globin. The coding region runs from base 54 to 647 and encodes 197 amino acids. The record is from RefSeq and is a predicted model, not a curated record. Gene Ontology annotation, molecular function: oxygen binding; heme binding. The transcript has 6 exons. Lineage: Eukaryota; Metazoa; Chordata; Actinopteri; Cichliformes; Cichlidae.
GACGCGCGCUGAAACCAGAUGCCGCCACCAGCAGAUUCCUUCUGACGCCAAAAAUGGGCUGCGCAAUAUCAGGUCUCGCAGCGAAAUCAGAGUUUGCAGAGAGGACUACAGAAGAUGCUGCUGCGUAUCCCAGCGAGGAUCAGGUUCAGAUGAUUAAGGAGUCGUGGAAAGUUAUCCAGGACGAUAUAGCCAAAGCUGGGAUUAUUAUGUUCGUCAGGUUGUUUGAGACCCAUCCUGAAUGCAAGGACGUCUUUUUCCUCUUCCGAGAUGUGGAGGACCUGGAGAGGUUGCGGACCAGCCGAGAACUCAGGGCACACGGCCUGCGGGUGAUGUCUUUUAUUGAAAAAAGUGUGGCUAGACUGGAGCACCUGGACAGACUGGAGGCUCUGGCUCUGGAGCUGGGAAAAAGCCAUUAUCAUUACAACGCCCCGCCUAAGUACUACAGCUAUGUUGGAGCAGAAUUCAUCUGUGCUGUGCAGCCCAUCCUGAAAGAGAGGUGGACCGCUGAGCUGGAGGAGGCGUGGAAGACCAUGUUCCAGUAUGUGACCAACCUCAUGAACCAGGGAUACCAGGAAGAGAGCGCCCGACAACGCCAGCUCGCACUCUCCCCAAAAGAAAGGCCGGACAAGAGAAACACCGCGCUAUGAGACGACGCUUCUUUAAACCCCAACAGACUGUUAUCAUCAGUACAGCACAGAAAUGUGUGUAUGUAAAUAGCCUAUUACCUGUCUUUGUUUUCUAUAUUGCUCAUGUUUGGUCAUUGUUUAGAACAUUAACAGACAAAAAACAAGCAGCGACUCUUUAGAA